UAUGGGAAGCGCGCUGGCUGAUCCGAAGUGCUGGGCUUCGGCUUGUCCGUUUCUGGAGCUGGUGCUUCAAGGGACCCACAAAAUGUGACUCACCGCCUGGUUGGUCUCACUGGCGGUGCACGGAUUGUGACUCUUUUCUCUGGGUUUUGCCUUCCCAGCUGCGCCGGCAAUCUUUUCUGCGGGCGGGACAUGUUCUGAGGCUUUUCUGUCCAAGGCAGCAAGUACCCGUGAAUCACCAUGGCAACCAAGCAGCCUCCCCCUCUGAUGAAGAAGCACAGCCAGACAGACCUUGUGAGUCGUCUGAAGACAAGGAAGAUCUUAGGUGUUGGUGGAGAGGAUGACGAUGGCGAGGUUCAUAGGUCAAAGAUCAGUCAAGUCUUGGGCAAUGAAAUCAAGUUUGCAGUGAGGGAACCUUUGGGGCUCAGGGUUUGGCAGUUUGUGUCAGCCAUCAUAUUUUCUGGGGUUGCCAUCAUGGCUCUCACCUUUCCAGAUCAAAUCUAUGAUGCCAUCUUCAAGGAAGAGGUAGUCAACAGCAAAAUGCCUAUCCGUCUUUAUGGAGGAGCUUUACUUAGCAUCUCACUCAUCAUGUGGAAUGCCCUCUACACAUCUGAGAAGGUCAUAAUCCGUUGGACCCUACUGACCGAAGCUUGCUACUUUGGAGUGCAGUUCCUGGUGACUUCAAUCACCUUGGUUGAGAGUGGCCAAGUGUCUAUGGGAGCCACAUUUCUUCUCAUCAGCCGAGCCCUCUUUGUACUUAUCAGCGGUUAUUACUACUAUCAAGUUGGACGCAGAUCCAAGAAAGUCUAAUGGCCAGAACUUUAGGGGGGGUGGGAGACCUUGGUUGAUUUGGAAGGACUGGAGGGCUUUUCUAUUUUUUUUUCUUUUUCUUUUCCACAUUCCUUUUUGUUCACGUUAGUGCAUUGUCUUUAAAAGCAGGAGUCAUCGUAGCAUGCAUCAAUGUGUCAGUCCAGUGCAGGUCUCCCUGCCACAGCAGACAAGAAAAAAGAAAGAUCAAAGCUGAGCUUCUUCCUGCCUAAUGUCUCUUUGGAAAGGAUAGAGAUAAUGAGGCCUGCUCAGAAUAUAGGGGAGAGCGAUUCCCAAUUGUUAACCAACUUAGUCUGUUAAACUAGAUGAUGGCCCAGGAUAUCCCAUUCUGCUAUCCUCCAGACUGACUGGACUGAACAUCUGUCACAACAGCCAGUGCAGGAAGGGGAUGAUAGGAGUUGAAGUUCAACUAUCAUAGACUUGGAAAGGAAUUUGGAACAGCUUUCCAAGUUUUACAUUGAUAGACCCAGCAAGUCCAUUGAAAUUGCAGUGAAUGUUUUAAGUAUUCUUCCUUUUCAUUUGUCUCGUGGGUCUCUUGUCAAGUCUGUCUACUAAAAUCUUACAGCCAGGGCUGAAACAAUGUCUUGCCUCAUGGGGGAAUCCCCAAGGCACAUUAUACAGAAUUCUUAGAAAGUUGAAUAUUGACAUCUUUUAAUGUGCCUCUUAUGAAAUGAUAUCAUGACCAUACAUCUGAAACCUGGACAUAAACUAUAUUAAUUUUAAAAAAGGGAUUCAAGCUCUUUUGAAGGACGCCUCAAUCUGCUACUGCUUCUAAAUAUGACUUUUUAUUUUUUAUCAUCAUUUCUCCCUUUCUUCUCUGCUGUUGGCCACUUAGUACUGUUCUAGUUAGCGGUGUUUGGUUUUUAAAGUACUAGUUAUUAACUAAAAUACUCCCAGAUUCAGUAAUUCUAGGAAGUGGAACUGAAAUCAUGAUUUCUCAAACUUUUUUAAAAGACAAAAACAAAAACGCAAGGAAAUAUUUACCAGUUUUUACAAAUUAUUGUCAAAUGUUAGUGCAAAUGAAGAAUGCACAAGAGCUUGGUUAUAAGCAAGUACCUAAAAUGGCAUAGUAAAUAUUGAACAUGUCUAGGUUAGUUAGUAUUGUAAAUGCUGGAAUGAUUUGUGAAUGUAGAAAUGUCUGAUUUUGAUGGUCUUUUCAUCCUUCUUGAAAUGGAAAGAUCAGUCAAAUUAGUAUUUAUGUGCACGUGUAUGUCUAGAAGCACCGAAGGGGAAAUUACAAAUGAUUAGGUCAUUUCUCAUGUUUUACAGUUAGCUCCAAAACUGGAUUCCACCCUAUUACAUGAAUUAAAUCAGUAUACUGUGAACUGUGACGCAACAAGAUGCCCCAAAGAGUUUAGAUAUGGAUUGUCCUCUCUUGUAGUUGCAAGAGGCUGCUAACCAGGGGUGGGUUCCUGCCAGUUUUAACCUCUUCUGUAGAAGAGGUUCCACAAAUCUAUAGUACUGUU
Molecule: messenger RNA, 2291 nt
Organism: Thamnophis elegans (Western terrestrial garter snake)
Lineage: Eukaryota; Metazoa; Chordata; Lepidosauria; Squamata; Natricidae
Gene: TP53I11
Product: tumor protein p53 inducible protein 11
Exons: 7
Coding region: 238-807 (189 amino acids)
Source: RefSeq, a predicted model, not a curated record